GACACGCAUGCUGCGUUCCUGGUCCUUCAAAGAUGCAAAGUCAGUGGCCAUGCCUUUUGAUCCUGCUGCUCUUAAUCGCACUCGCCCUGGCUGCGGGCGCAUACUACACCAUACUUCACCCGAAACAGAUUCAUCUGGAGAGCUGCUACCUCAAAGGCGGAUCCUGCCGAGAAACGUGGAACUGCGAGGAAAGGUUCCGCUGUCGGGUGCGUACUACGUGCAUCAACAAGCGGAAGAUCUGCUGCAUGAAAACGAUGCAGAUAAGGAGCCUUCAGGAUGCCGAGUACUACGUCGAGUGAAGGUCCUGGGGAUUGCGGAAACAUGCCACUUUUAUUGCAAUCCAUGUCUUGUA
Drosophila erecta is the source of this 352-nucleotide messenger RNA. RefSeq lists its product as uncharacterized. The coding region runs from base 33 to 299 and encodes 88 amino acids. The record is from RefSeq and is a predicted model, not a curated record. NCBI's taxonomy places the organism in Eukaryota, Metazoa, Arthropoda, Insecta, Diptera, Drosophilidae. The transcript has 2 exons.